Plutella xylostella (diamondback moth) is the source of this 2414-nucleotide messenger RNA. RefSeq names its product bHLH transcriptional repressor hairy (gene hry). The record is from RefSeq and is a predicted model, not a curated record. Gene Ontology annotation, biological process: regulation of DNA-templated transcription. Gene Ontology annotation, molecular function: protein dimerization activity; DNA binding. NCBI's taxonomy places the organism in Eukaryota, Metazoa, Arthropoda, Insecta, Lepidoptera, Plutellidae.
GAGCCCCGCGUCAGUCGCGCGCCCACCCUGCCGCGCGCAACACGCGCCCGAUCACUACACCAUCUGGCACGUUCCAAUUUCAAAACGAAAUCGAAAACUAGCGGCGCUGACAGCAUUCUAAAUUUGAAUUUAAAAAUUCCAUAGACUGUUUUCUUUUUUUUUUUUAAUCUCUGGUGUGGAUAAUGCAGUGUUAGUUCCUGGACUUUGCCGGUGUUUGGUCCUGAAUCCUGAAGAUGGUGACGGGGAGCAGUCCGCAGAGCGCCAGCCCCGCGGGCACCAUGCAGCAGGAACAGAAGAAGUCCACUGGAGACAAUAGAAGGAGCAACAAGCCGAUCAUGGAGAAGCGGCGGCGCGCGCGCAUCAACAACUGCCUCAACGAGCUCAAGGCGCUCAUCCUGGACGCCAUGAAGAAAGACCCAGCGCGCCAUUCGAAGCUCGAAAAGGCGGACAUCCUCGAGAUGACAGUGAAGCAUCUAGAAGGGCUCCGCUCAGAGGGUUCGCCCGAUCGCUUCCGCGCCGGCUACCGGCACUGCAUGGGCGAGGUGGCCAGGUUCCAGGGCCUCGACGCGGGGCUCCGGCGGCGGCUGGUGAAGCAUCUCGAGCUGUCGGCCGCGCCGGGCGUGAGGCCCGCCGCCGCGCCCACGCCGCCCUCUGAUACUGAUGAUGUGGGGCAGGCGCCGCCGUCUACUAUUUUUAUUUCUGCUGGCCCUGGUGCGGGCGUCCGUCUGGUACCCACUCGGCUCGCCAACGGAGACAUCGCGCUGGUGCUGCCGGCGGGCGCGGCGGGCGGGCUGGGCGCGCCCCCCACCCUCGUGCCGCUCUCCCCGCGCGCCGCACCCUCCCCCGCGACCUCCUCCGAGCCGCGCUGCUUCUCCCCCGCCAGCUCCGGCUGGGGCUCCCCCCCGCCCCCCGCCGACGAACCCUUGCCCCUCGCCCUCGUCAAGCGAAGAGAGACGUUGGAAGAGAAGCCGUGGCGGCCCUGGUGACGUCAGCCCCAUUCCACUGAGACUCUGUGAUAUUAGUGUACGCGUGUGAGUGCAACAGUUCCUAGUGUGUGUAGGUUAGGACUGAAUCAGCUUCUUGGUUUUGAGAGGUGAUUUGAAUUGAUUCGGUAAUAUUAUUAUUAGGUAUGUAUAAAUGCAAUGUCGGCCAGUAUUGAUAGUGAUAACCUGUGAGCUGAAGCUCUGCCAGUUGAUUUUUUGGCCAUUAUAUUUAGUUCAUAAGAUCGUAAGUUCUUCCUUAGUUGAUAUAACUUGAAAAAGCUUAAAAACUUAUGCUUUGCGACUUGUCUUCUUUUAGCAUUAAAAUGUAUAUUUAGGUAUCUAUAUUAUAAUUAUUUACCUAAAUAGGGGCGGACAAACUUUUUUUUUAUUUGUAUAAUCGCACUUUUUUAUUAACAAUGGAAAGACACCUGACUUAGAACCAUGUUAUUAUAUCGAAUAGAUAUCAGAAUGUACAUUUUCUUAAGUUUUAUCAAGUUUGAUCCUAAUACUAUAGGUAUACAUAGUAUAGGUAUUGUAAAUAUAUUAUGUUUGGAUGACAUCUGAGGCAGUAUUUCACGUAUAGAAAGGACAUAAUAAUAUUAUAAUAUUGGUCCUAUAAUAUAAUUUAAAUAAGUUUAUCAAGUUUAUGUACUAUAGUAUAUUUAGUUUAGUUUUACGUAGGUGCCAUUUCAUACAUGUUUAUGUAAAGAUAGAUUACGUUUUAUAUCAUCAUAAAGAAUUACUCUUAUAUGGGCAAAUUAGUUCAAGGAAUUUAGAAUUAUGUAUCUGUUUUAUAGCUUAGUAAUUUCUAUUUGAUUUUAUAAGUAAAUUACAUUUACAAAAACAUGAAUUCCUGGUGCCUUAUAGACUUACAGCAAAAUCGUAAUGUCUUCCAUUUAGUAUUUUGUAAAGUUUUUAAUUUAAAUAAACUUAACUCUAAUGUGAGUAUUUAUUAUUCAAAUAUAUUACAGAUUAGUUUGUUACCGGAAUACAAAUACCUAAUGUAAUAAGUUACAAUAUUUGUAUCUUUUUCAGUUACCAUGUCAUUUUGAUUCUUAAAAUUUUCUCAACAUACAUUUUCCAAUUCAUAUUUUUCCAUACAAGUAGUACUUAUCGAACUAUUUUGGGAAUGUAUAACGAACAAAUAACGAUAAUAUCCUUAAAAAUUAGUAUAUAAUAAUAAAAAAAAAACAUUUAAUAGUAAACUCUGCUGACAUUUUGAAUAGCGCCUGGCUCUACUAUAUUAUUUCAGUUCAUUUACGUCAUAUUCUUGGUAGAUAUUUAAGAACUAUCGUGAUACUAAUUUAAGAAUAGUAUAGAUAAUAUUUUUGAAUGAAAUAAAGACUAAACUAAUUGUAUAUAUGAGAUUAUGUCGAUGUAAGAAUGCGAAUAUUAUUAAAUUCUAAAAUAUAUGUACUAUAAACAAAGAUA